Molecule: messenger RNA, 1619 nt
Organism: Drosophila innubila
Lineage: Eukaryota; Metazoa; Arthropoda; Insecta; Diptera; Drosophilidae
Gene: eIF4B
Product: eukaryotic translation initiation factor 4B
Exons: 5
Coding region: 116-1558 (480 amino acids)
Molecular function (GO): RNA binding
Source: RefSeq, a predicted model, not a curated record
UAUAUUAAUCGGCAACUGCUUAUUAUCGAUAACAAAUAUAAACAUUGAUAUGUGUCUGUAGAUAGCACAUAAAAGUUCUCUUCAAAAUUAAUAUUUGUUUGGAUUUUUCAUCAAGAUGGCUUCUGCAGGCAAGAAGGGGAAAAAGAAUAAAGGAACUGUAAUUUCCCUACAAUCGUUCCUUUCCAAUGGUGAUACACCCGUGGGAACUACACAAGUUGCAAAAAAAGUCCGAAAUUUUGAUGGUGAUGACAGUGAUGACGGGAGCCACGCGGUUAUUUAUCAACUACCUACCGCACCAAGAGCCAAUCGGAUACUUGACGAUGAUUCGAUUCCCCACAAGGCACCUUUCAUAGCCUAUAUUAAUAAUUUACCAUUUGAUGCCAGCGAGGAUGAUAUUUACGAAUUUUUUGGUUCCAUUAAUUUAGCUUCAUUGAGGUUGCCACGUGAAGAUGGUGAAACUGGCCGAUCCAGAGGAUUUGGCUACGUCGAGUUGGAGAAUAGGGAAGACCUAAUUCACGUGCUUAGCUUACCGGAUCCGUCUAUUAAAGGGCGUCGUAUUCGCAUUGAACUGUCCAAUGAAAAUGAUCAACAAAAUCGUCAAAAAGGCAAUCGUCGUUUUGAAGGCUUUGGAAAUUCUAGUGAAAAUCGAGAUUCGGGAAAUUGGAGGCGGGAUAGUCAAAACAAUGGAAGUGGUUACGGAGCAGGCGGAGGCGGUGGAGGAGGAUAUUCCGGAAAUUUUGAUCGGGAUCGCGGAUUCAAUCGUGACCGAAAACCAAUAACAGAAAGGGAAGAAAAUAAUACUCCUGGUUCAUGGCGUACAAAUAACCGGCAGCAGUCGACAGACUUUUCGCCUCCCCGAAGGGACCGUGAUCAAAUGUCUGAUAAAUACCGUGGCAGAAAUAACGAUUCCAACAUCAGAGAUGAGGCUGCAGAUUCUGAAGAAAGGCCAAAACUAAAUCUAAAACCACGAACACUACCGCUGCCGGAAAUAGUUACGAAACCGGAUCAUGAGCCCGAAAAUUAUGACAACGAAAGCGAAUCAAAAUCAAAUGCUAAGCCCAGUGGUACACCAUCUGUAAAUGUAUUUGGAUCGGCUAAACCUGUAGAUACAGCCACCAGAGAGCUAGAGAUUGAGGAGCGUUUAGCAGAAGCUCGGCGACAGGAGAAAGUUCGUCAUGAUGAGGAAGUCAUAAAUGAUAAAAUGUCCGAAAUCCAUGUUGACAAAAAUGAUAGUGAAAAUGCUAAUGCUAAUGCCACAACUAUAAGCUGGCGUCGUACUCAGGAUUUGUCAACUGGCGAUGAUAACAAAGGCUCAGGCGCACAGGAUGAGAGUCGUCGGGAUGAUCCAGACUAUAAUAGAUUCAAUAAACAGCGGGACCGUAAUGACAGAUCUGAAAAUGCUAAAACUAAAAACUACCAUGAAGGAAAAACUAAGGAGGAAAAUAAACAUAAAGGAGAUUAUCGAAACGACCGUCUUCAGGCCAAGAAUGCACAGGCUGAACCUGUUUUGCAGUCUUCCAAUAAAUAUUCUGGACUUGACGAUGAAUCAUCCGAAUAAAAAUAUUUCUAUAUUUGUAAUAAAUGAUUAAAAGAAAAAAAUUAACAGAUACAUUUUACAA